Molecule: messenger RNA, 1530 nt
Organism: Olea europaea var. sylvestris
Lineage: Eukaryota; Viridiplantae; Streptophyta; Magnoliopsida; Lamiales; Oleaceae
Exons: 8
Coding region: 298-1182 (294 amino acids)
Source: RefSeq, a predicted model, not a curated record
CAAGUAAUGGGCAUUUAGCCACGUCAUCACCUCACCUUUCCCUUUCGACAAUAAAACGAGGAAACAUUUGAAUCGAUCACUUCUACUGCAUGAAAUGAAAUCAGACUUCUAAACCCUCCACAAUCAUGUAUCGACAGAUUCAUUUAUAGCUGUUAAUCCCUUUUCUGUUUUCAGCUCAGUUUCAUUUAUUGGUGAAAGUUCAAUUCUUAAUUAAAUCAGGUGCUGGCUUACGAAUUGUGUCAGAAAGAAACUGGUUUUUUAUUUCUCCGAGUGCACAGAAAGCUUGCAAUUUGAACGAUGUCUAAUGUGGAGGGUAAAAGGAUUUCGAUGCAGGAUAUAAAACUGGUGGAAAAUCGAAUAGAACGGUGUCUCCAGCUUUACAUGAACAAGAAAGAAGUAGUGAACACACUAAUCAAGCAGGACAACAUAGAUCCUCGUUUUACUGAUAUAGUUUGGCGGAGGCUUGAAGAACAAUAUCCAGGAUUUUUCAGCGCUUACUACCUUAAGUUAUUGGUGAAGGAACAAAUCAAUGAAUUCAACAGGUUGCUCUCGGAACAGGUGGAGCUGAUGUGUCGAACAGGUUCAAUUGGGUUGGCCUCCAUUCCCACAUCUAAUGGAUCUCAUGUAUCACCAAAGGAUAUGCAGCAGCCAAAUGCAUUCAAUAAUUGUGGAUCGUCCAUCCAGUCUUGUGCGCAAGAAACUCUUGAUAUAUCUGCUCAUGGCAGAAAGACUGGUGUUUUGCCAAACUUGUUCUUGGGUCAGCAUUCGAACGUGGAAUUGGCACAAGCAAUAAAUGAGAAGAUAGUCAAAACAGAAGCCGGUUAUGCUGGUAGUUCACCUUUCUAUUUGAGUCCACAUAGCAAUUUAAUGGAAUCACGUCCUCUGAUGGGUGAUGCAUCUGUAUCAUCUUUCACUAGCGUUGAGCCGAGUGCACAGCCCCUGAAUGACAUGCUUUUGGAUGGAAAUGAUUCAUCAUUUGGAUUUUUGGGGCAAAUUCCUCUAAGUUCUGGUUUCCCAGACUUCUCAGCUGAUUUCUGCAGUAGUUCUGAAUUAUUGGAGAGUUACUGUAGGCUUCCCAUACUACCAAACGAUACCAACAGUUUUAUGGAUCCCCACGGAGACAUGGAGAGGGUGGAUUCUGCAUCUGAAAGCUUACGAUAUCAAGAUCAUGGUUGUGAUUGAUUGGACUGAUGCCAUUAUCCUACUACAGUGUCAGGACUGAAGAUUUUGUAUAUUUGGUUUCAUUUACAUGGGAAAGACUUCAGACAUCUUAAGGCUACGUGCUUCUGAUUUGGAGUCUGUUUUAUCGCAUUGUCCUUUUCCGAUUUGAAUGUUCAGGUAUUGUGCCUUGGUUAGGUUGUCUUGUAACUAUGUGUGCGCUACGCUACAUUAGUGCAAUGAUUUCAAAGCUGUAUUCAUAAAGCAGCAUCCUUUUUUCUUUUUCUUUUAUAGUUCUGUAAUUAUUGAGAAUGAAAGACAUUUUUCAGAAGCUGCUUGUUUAUAUCUAAAGACGAAUAUUCAACUGUUCCA